Messenger RNA from Heterostelium album PN500, 2520 nucleotides. RefSeq lists its product as uncharacterized. The coding region runs from base 1 to 2520 and encodes 839 amino acids. The transcript is spliced from 4 exons. The record is from RefSeq and is a predicted model, not a curated record. Lineage: Eukaryota; Evosea; Eumycetozoa; Acytosteliales; Acytosteliaceae.
AUGAAUAAUUCAAACUUUAGUUUAGUCUUGCAAAUGACAGAUCAAAUAAAUAAUAAUAUUGAUUUAUAUGGUUUGAUCAAUGAAAUCGAUUUCUUUGGUGGAAUCGAGUAUGAUUACGAUGAUUUCGAUAAUGAUAAAUUGAAGAACAACAUCCGGGUGGAACCAGUAGAGUGUAGAUUCAAUCUGUUGCUUCAGAGAAAGAUAAUAGAGUAUAUGUGGCAUGAUAAAUCAUUGUUGCUUCCGUAUCGAUUGAAAUUGGGUUUGGUUUGUCGAGCGUGGUUCGAGUCUGUCUCUGCGCUAUUCAGUAAGAAUUCAUACUUUGCAGUGACAAGAGCGAAUAGUAGUGUAAAUUCAUCGCUGACAAGCUAUUUACCACAUCUUGCCAAUGCCUAUUGUCCAAUGAAGUAUGUUAGUUCGAUCGUGAAAACGAGCUAUUAUAUACCCGAUAGUAUCGACCAAAUCAGUGGCAUUCAUCAAGACAACAAAAUCGAUUAUUUCAAACUCGGUCCUAUCUACUCGACUGUUCAGAAUCUCGAGUUGGAUUUCAAUUCGUCGCCGCCACUAGUGAACGUUCAACAAACGGUUUCCAACUUUAUGAAAUUCUCAAACACAACAGAUCCGAAAACCAAACAAACCGUUGAGAGAGCAUCGCUUCGCAGCCUAAAGAUUUCAUAUCUUGGUUACCAACAAAGUCAAGGUUAUCACACCAACACUAAAGCAACCAAUGUCAUAGAGACAGUUCUGGUGGUUCUCUCGCCAGUCCUGAAAGAUCUCGAAAGUCUGACGAUCCACACCAGAUUUUGUAAAUUCGAAUCGAAUGGACUGAUCAAGUUUUUCGAUAACCAUCCUAAUCUCACCUCCCUUACACUCAAUAUCGAUUGUAAUUUGCCAUUCAAUAAAGCAGUGCUAUCGCAUCUACCGAAAAACCUAAAACAUCUCGCUACCAACCUUACAGUGGAGUUGGAACAACUUGCCAGCCACGAAAAGCUAGAGAGUGUUACUAUCACCAGAGCAAAUUUGCUUAACCAAUCGCAUUUCGAGAAGAUUCCCAAUGGAAUGACACAAGUAAUGAGAACAAACAGUAACAUCAAAACAAUUACACUGCCGUCGGGACUGCCAGUAGAUAUCGAAACAAUCGACAUCUUCUCAGGUUCUAGCCACUUGAAUGAAUUCUACAUUGAAAUUACCGAUCCAAAACCAAUACCAUCACCAACCCCAAAUCCACUUACACUCAAAUUCCAUUCGAAUUUGAAGAAACUACAGAUUGACUGUCAGCUGACAUCACCGCUAAAACCUGAACUAAUGGAUAUUGGAUUGACUAGCAACGCUUUGGUAAACCUUGAAAAACUGGUUAUCGGCAAAGAGUAUUGGCAUAUCUUUGAUCUGGUUGUAGCGUUUGUCAGAACCAGUAAAUCACUGCGACACUUGGAACUUAAUGAACCAGCACCCAGACAGAGCAAAAACAAAGUAAACUACAACGACCUGUUAUCAGCAAUCACAGAAAACAAUGACAAUCAACUAUCAUUUAUGAAAAUCGAUCACUUUGUUUCUAGGUCGAACGAGCAUGAACUUAUUAAAUUCCUAACACACACAAACACCAGAUAUCUCUGUCGUAUGCAAUGCCAUCACCUCAACAUCACCGAGAAAGACACCAUCAGCAGUCUCAAUCAAAUCAAUCAGAAAUUGAAUCUAUCAUUCUCUGUAGCUGGAAUAUUUCAAUAUGUAGAGGUUGAUAUAGAUAAAAUAUCUCUUCUACUGACUUGUAAGAGAAUAUUUGGAAAUCGAGCAAAGAUCGAAUUUAGAUUGUUGGGCUGUCUUUUGAAUUUAGAACAAAUGGAUGAACAUUGUCGUUUGGAAUCAUUCAAAUCAUCGAUAAUCAGAUCAUUAAAGUAUAAAUUGAGUGUGAAACAGUUUGAAAAAGAGAGAUCUGAUGCCUAUACAAGAAAAUUGGAACUGUUCGACUCUUUGAUUGGUCUGGAUAGCACCACUUCCACCAACACCACCAACGUCGCAUUCAAACCACCACUGGAAGUCUCUGACCUACUGGCACUCUCUUCCGAUCCUGCAUUCCAAUCGUCGCCAUCGGCAGCCAGGAACUACCAGAAAAGCUUCCGAGCACUGAGAGAUCUAAAGAAACGUGUUAAUGAUCUUGAAGGUGGUAAUAGUAGUAGUAAUAGAAGUAAUGAAAGUUCACAGUUUUCCAAGAUAUUGGAGCUGGAUGAUGCUAUCAAUCCAAAGAGUACAUCGUUUGUCGUCGAUGACGAAUCUUUCAGUAGGGUUCCGCCCGGAACUACUCAUCUCACUUUCAAUAGCAAGUUUGAACGGUUCAUAUCGCCAUCUUCGAUUCCGGCGACAUUGACUCACCUGACAUUCGGUCAUCAAAUAAGAUAUUUAGAUAAUAACAAUGUAUUCGUUUUGAAUCAACAAUUUAUGGGUGGAUUCAUUUCAAACACUGAAAACUUUAACUUUGUAGAUAUAGCGAAAUCAUUAGAAUCUAGAUAUCAACAACAAUCGAAAUAG